AUGGCCCACACAACAGAGACAUACUACUACUACGUCCCCAAUCUCCAGGCCCUGGACCCUACAGCCCGCGAAGUCGACCCUUCAGCCUACACCUGGGUGCAGCCGACCAUUAUUGAAGACGAUGACCUCACCUUCGGCGGAAAGUCUCUGAGCGCCUGGUACGAGGAGGACCGUCGCCGUCACAGUGGAAGCGACGAGGAGGAGCGCCGUGGACGCGAGCGCGUGCGAAGAAACUACUCGCGUUCCGGCAAGUCGCACAAGAAGUAA
Messenger RNA from Fusarium sp. VM40, 267 nucleotides. NCBI's taxonomy places the organism in Eukaryota, Fungi, Ascomycota, Sordariomycetes, Hypocreales, Nectriaceae. The record is from the annotation of a GenBank genome assembly.